AGUUAUAUUAACUGAGAAGGUGGAGUUAUAUUGACUGAAAAGGCGGAGUUUUGUUGAUGGCAUUGAGGAAAGUAGAACUCCAUGUAUAUGACAAGCUGGCAUUAGUAUACUGUAUCAAGAAAGAGACUACAGCAUAGGGACAAGAUGGACAGUGUCAUAGUGCUGUUAGCAACUGUGGCAUUUGCAGUAUGUUAUGUUCAAGAUGAAGUGAUCUUAGAACCAGAGAAGUCUGUUGAAAAGAGAGAGCAUGGCAAGUGGAAUUACUGCAAAUAUGGAAACGAUUGGACAGAAAAUCCACGCUACCUUGAUGGCAAAAAAGUGAGAUGGAAGGUCUGGAGAUGUCGCUAUAGUGAAGAUAAAAGAACAUGUGACAGAUUCAGAUGCAAACACAAUGUAUUGAGACAGUGGCAACACAAUGAGUACAAUGCAUUGGGUCAAUUUCUUCACACAAAACGUUACUUCAAAUACACAAAUGAUUGCAUAAAAUAUAAUAAUGUUCCAUUUUGGUGCGGUGUAUCAGAUAAAUGGGUCUCAGAAGGCUAAAAUAACUGGAUCAGCUUACAUAUUAUUAAACAGUUAGAUGCAGUUUACUGUAUACA
This is a messenger RNA of Owenia fusiformis, 599 nucleotides long. The record is from the annotation of a GenBank genome assembly. Lineage: Eukaryota; Metazoa; Annelida; Polychaeta; Sabellida; Oweniidae.